This is a messenger RNA of Lolium rigidum, 1304 nucleotides long. RefSeq lists its product as uncharacterized. The record is from RefSeq and is a predicted model, not a curated record. The transcript has 5 exons. The coding region runs from base 293 to 739 and encodes 148 amino acids. NCBI's taxonomy places the organism in Eukaryota, Viridiplantae, Streptophyta, Magnoliopsida, Poales, Poaceae.
ACCAAAGAGAGGCAAGGAAACAGAGCGUAAGAGAGACACCACUGAUUCCUACCGUUGUCUGUUUGAGGCUAAGCAUCUGCUCUUGAAUUCUCUGUUUUAGACUACGCUUUAUAAUUUUUCUGCUGAAUGAUCUAUUUACUUCAAUUCUCUGUUGGGUUAAUAAUAAUGAUAAAUUAAUAAUGUUUUAGAUGAUGAUUCAUGACAAUGUCGGACAGUUCAUUGAGCAGAGUUGUGGGAGGCCCCCGAAAACAUCCAUUCCAAUCAUUGUGGAGGAUUCUCAUGCGAUGGUGUGAUGUACAUGUACCUCAGCCAGUUCAUUGAGCAAAGCGGUGGGAAGCUCCCAAAAUGGUUCAUUGUUGGUUUUGUUUUCUCCGAGGUGUGCUGGACGUCCCUCUGCCUGAUCAAUCUGAGGCCAGAGACCGAGGUCAACAUCCUCAUGCAGCAGGUGGCGGGUGACUAUGGGCUGGAGGUGUCAGUCAGCUUCGACAGGCUGCCGCACACACCAUCCCUGCCGCCAAGGACAAGGAGAAUGUCGACGAGGACGACCUCACACGCCACCUCGCCAAGCUCAAGGCCCGCUGCUAAGAGAAUUUCACUAUUUCAGCUAGAACAGGGUCACAACCAUUGGCGGAGCAGCGAGGCCGAGUUGCCGCCGCUGGAGCCGACCGCCCCGACUGACACAAUCACAUCUUCCUACCAGGGUAAGCUCACCAGUGACGCUGUUUACCUCUCUAGCUAAUUUCAGUCUUGUUUGUGUUAAAAUCAGUAAUAUAGACGCCUUAAAUGGAGCCUUCGCUUGCUCUUUUGAGACCUGCAUUUUUUCCUUGGCUGAAAUCACUGCACUAGAUUCCCUUACUGAAAACCAUUCUGGUCUGAACGCUGCUCCGUCUAAUCUUUAGGGCUUGCGCUCUCAUUAUGAUGACUGAACUUUCUUUAGGCAUAAUUACGGUUAAGAAUAGACUUUCAGUUUGGGUACUUAAUUAUUAUCAUGCACACUCUCUCCAUGUAUCUUGUCUAGAUAGCCUCUUAAUAUCAAUUGGCUGAUUUUGAUCUUAGUUUAACUUUUACUUUCUUCCUGCCGCCCUGCAUGACAGUGGUAGUACAUUCCUAAUAUACUGCACGCCUAGCUGAUACUUCUCCUGCAGCUGAGUUGUGUGAAAAAACAAAGACCAUGAAUUGUUGGCUCCCGAGAACCUGACAUCGUGCUUUGGCAUGUUCAUAGUUUGAAAGAAAAGGAAUCAGCGUUGUAUUUUGGCUCCAACUCUCUGUCAUCCAUGCUUACCUUUCCAUGACAUGUUGGAAAA